AUGGUCUCUGGCAUGGUGUUGAACAACAGCACCUUUGGCAAUGUAUGGGAAGCUUUCGCCAUUAACACAAAAAUAAGUCAUCUUGUCUUAAUCUACUUCACUUACGCGAAUUCGUUGCGUGACUUGUCAUUUGCAUCCAGGAAACACUUCACUUUCACAAAAAUGGCUCUUCGUCUAGCAAAUUCCGGCAGGCAAGCUGUCAGGGUCUUCGUACGUGCGAUGUCAGGUGGAUACGGUGAUGGGGUUGGAAAGGGAGGUGGCUCUGGAGGUUCGAUUCGUGAUGCUGGCGGUGCUUUUGGAAAGAUGGAGGCUGCUAGGGAGGAUGAGUACUUUUACAAAAAGCAAAAAGAACAAUUGGAUGAGCUGAGAGCUCAUAUUCAACAAGAGAUUGAGCACCACGAGAAGCAAGUGGAGAAUCAUAAAGCGAUUCUCGAGAGACAUCGCAAACGCGUGAAGGAAAUUGAAGAAAGUCAGAAGAAGAACUAA
Messenger RNA from Necator americanus (New World hookworm), 486 nucleotides. RefSeq lists its product as uncharacterized. Lineage: Eukaryota; Metazoa; Nematoda; Chromadorea; Rhabditida; Ancylostomatidae. The record is from RefSeq and is a predicted model, not a curated record. The transcript is spliced from 7 exons. Gene Ontology annotation, biological process: negative regulation of ATP-dependent activity. Bases 1 to 486 code for a protein of 161 amino acids. Gene Ontology annotation, molecular function: ATPase inhibitor activity. Gene Ontology annotation, cellular component: mitochondrion.